Molecule: messenger RNA, 914 nt
Organism: Tilletiaria anomala UBC 951
Lineage: Eukaryota; Fungi; Basidiomycota; Exobasidiomycetes; Georgefischeriales; Tilletiariaceae
Exons: 2
Coding region: 185-535 (116 amino acids)
Biological process (GO): mitochondrial respiratory chain complex IV assembly
Cellular component (GO): mitochondrion
Source: RefSeq, a predicted model, not a curated record
CUCAAUUAUCAGCCCUUGUGCACACAACAGGCGCUGAUCGAUACCUCUCCACGACCAGGUCCUUCCGAGAUCGGAUCAAGGUGUGCGUCUCUGCUAGAGCCAGCAUCAACGGCAGGCCCCGAGGGCGGCCCGACACUGAUCUGAAUCUCGGCGGCCUUGCAGUUGCAAGCAGAUCGACGCACAAAUGUCGCGGGCAGCCAAGGUAACACUCGCAGCCUCAGCGGUUCUGUCCGGUCUCACAGUAUGGGGCGUGCAUUACAUGCAAGAUGCAGAGAGAGCGGUCAUGUACAAGGGCGUAGAACGCGACGAAGCACGACAGGCCGAGAAGAAGCGACAACGGGAACUGGACCUGCAGCUGAACAAGGAGAGAGAGCAGGAAUUCCAAAAGGUCCAGCCUACCAGCGGUUUCCUUGCGAAACAGCAGCAGCAUGGCCAGAUGCAAGAGCGCAUAAAUGGACGCAAGGAGGGGUCAGAUAAACAAGAACAAGAGCUAGGUCACGGGCAAAACAAGCAGUCUUGGUGGUUAUGGCGAUAGCGCUGAGCUGGAGGCUGAAAGGCUGCUAUACUCAUUUCUGCAGCAUACCAUCCGCUGCCGCCGCCGCCACUUUUCAGGUCUCGAAUACCACCUGCCAUUCCUCAUGCCACAGCCUCUACGAGCGCAUCACCCACUGCGGCAGGUACACGUGGACUCGCAAACAGCUCAAAAAUACUGGAAGGAGUUUGCACCACUGGUGGCUACUCCCGAUCGCGAGACGCACAUCACUACGUUUUCGAAGGCGCUCCCAUAGAUGCUUUAUCCAUCAGCAAAUCCCAGCUAGUAGUCUACGUAGAGCAACCCUGUCAAUCUUGCUUCUCUGUAGCAUAUGUACAUCGCAUUAUUGACGCACUCCUCUGCGCUCGAGGGGUGUCUUGCG